GCUAUACAAACCACCCCGCGCCCCAUAUCGACAUCUUCGCCGCAAUCUCGAUUUCGCCCGCUCUCCUCUGUCCCCUCCCGAGCUCUCUUCAAACUCUGCACAUCGUUCGCCAUGGCUUCGGGCUACGAUCGCGCGCUCUCAGUCUUCAGUCCCGAUGGUCACGUCUUCCAGGUCGAGUAUGCGUUGGAGGCUGUCAAGCGAGGUACAUGCGCGGUGGGCGUCAAGGGCAAGGACAUCGUGGUGCUAGGAUGUGAAAAGAGGUCGGCAAUGAAGCUCCAGGAUACGCGGAUCACGCCUUCCAAGAUUGGCCUUGUUGAUACCCACGUCGCGCUUGCUUUCGCUGGACUGAACGCGGAUGCCCGCAUCCUGGUCGACAGGGCUCGCCUGGAGGCACAGUCACAUCGCUUGACGGUUGAGGAUCCCGUGUCAAUAGAGUACAUUACCAAAUACAUUGCCGGUGUGCAGCAGAGGUACACCCAGAGUGGUGGUGUGCGGCCUUUCGGUAUCAGUACGCUGAUUGUCGGUUUUGACCCCAACGACAAGACGCCGCGCCUGUACCAGACCGAGCCGUCGGGCAUCUACUCGGCAUGGAAAGCAAACGCUAUCGGCCGAUCGAGCAAGACGGUGCGCGAGUUCCUCGAGCGAAACCACAAGGACGACCUGGACCGGGAAGAGACGAUCAAGCUUACGGUCAAGUCGCUGCUCGAGGUGGUGCAGACGGGUGCGAAGAAUAUCGAGAUCGCCAUCACGGCGCCCGGCAAGCCACUCGAGAUGCUUCCGGUGGAGGCCAUCGAGAAGUAUGUGGAGGACAUCAAUACGGAGAAGCAGGAGGAGGCCGCAAGCAGGAGGCCCGGUCGCGGAGGCCAGGCCGCCAUUCCGUCACGGCCUGCUGGAGAGGCUACGGGAUCGGCGGCAUAGAGUGGUUACAAGGAGACACAAUGGAGGAAAACAGAUGGGCGCAUGAAUAGCAUUGGCGUCUGGUAGACUUCCCAGAUGGUAUACGACAGCUACGAUCAGCUAGUGCUUCAAAUGGCAUAUCUAGCAUAUGAACCUCGCCCGCCUCGCCUCUCGCGACGCGGGGUCCUGCACCCCGCAACCGCGUACUGC
Messenger RNA from Paraphaeosphaeria sporulosa, 1107 nucleotides. RefSeq names its product N-terminal nucleophile aminohydrolase. Lineage: Eukaryota; Fungi; Ascomycota; Dothideomycetes; Pleosporales; Didymosphaeriaceae. Gene Ontology annotation, biological process: ubiquitin-dependent protein catabolic process. The coding region runs from base 112 to 918 and encodes 268 amino acids. Gene Ontology annotation, cellular component: proteasome core complex; proteasome core complex, alpha-subunit complex; nucleus. The transcript has 4 exons. The record is from RefSeq and is a predicted model, not a curated record.